Mobula hypostoma (lesser devil ray) is the source of this 1977-nucleotide messenger RNA. Its product is annotated as polycystin-2-like protein 2. Gene Ontology annotation, biological process: detection of mechanical stimulus. Bases 1 to 1977 code for a protein of 658 amino acids. Gene Ontology annotation, molecular function: calcium ion binding; calcium channel activity. The transcript has 13 exons. Gene Ontology annotation, cellular component: membrane. NCBI's taxonomy places the organism in Eukaryota, Metazoa, Chordata, Chondrichthyes, Myliobatiformes, Myliobatidae. The record is from RefSeq and is a predicted model, not a curated record.
AUGUUUCAAAAUGGAUCUUUUCUCUCCCAUCUUCCAUCAUAUGUAGCUGGAAGUAAGUUGAUUCAAGACAAAGAGACAUAUGUGAAAUCUGCACUACAAGAGUUUUUAAUCUAUUUAAUUUUUCUGUUGGAUCUAUCUAUAUUGACCUUUGGAAUGGUAAAUUACAAUAUGUAUUUCUUCACCAACAUUAUGUCUAAGCUCUUCCUAGAAUCCACCUCCUUCAUCAAUGAAAUAAACUUUAAGUCAAUAACAAGCAUGGCAAGUUUUUGGGAGUUUGCUGAAGGUCCAUUGUUGGAAAGUCUUUACUGGAAAGAAUGGUACAAUGGCCAACCCUUGCAUCCAGGCCAGAGCUACAUUUUCUAUGAAAAUAUCCUUUUAGGACGCCCUCAAAUCCGACAAUUGAGGGUGCGCAACAAUACAUGCUCUGUUCAUGAAAAUUUUAAGGAUCUGAUUAAAGAUUGUUAUGAUGAAUAUUUUUUUACAACUGAGGAUCAAUCACCAUUUGGUCUUAGAACUGGAUUAGAAUGGCAGUAUCGUGAUCCUAAUCAUGAACUUGAACUGUGGCACUGGGGUAGAAUUGGUACAUACAGCAAUGGUGGUUACAUUAUCGAAUUAGGAAAAAAUAAAGGAGAGAGUGCAAAGAUGAUUAAAUAUCUUAAAUCAAAACUUUGGCUUGACCAUGGUAGUAGAGCUGUCUUCAUCGAUUUUACCGUCUACAAUGCAAAUGUUAACUUGUUUUGCACUGUCAGGCUCUUAGUGGAAUUCCCUGCAUCUGGUGGAGCCAUCACUUCAUCUGAAUUUUACGCAGUCAAACUUCUACGAUACGUUUCUAAAUUUGACUUAUUUUUGGCUGCCUGUGAAAUUAUAUUUUGUUUAUUUAUCUUCAACUAUAUCAUCCAAGAAGGCAUAGAGCUGUACUCCUGUAGGUUCUCAUACUUCAAGAAUUUUUGGAAUUGCUUGGACUUUACAAUUGUUCUGUUUUCUUUACUAGCCAUCUUUUACAACAUCUUUCGUACGAUAAAAGUAAACUUAUUAUUAAAGCAACUUCUGAAGAAUUCUGACUCAUACGCAAACUUCUACUUUUUGGCUUACUGGCAGAACCGGUAUAACAUCAUAAUUGCCUUCACUGUUUUCAUUGCAUGGAUAAAGAUUUUCAAAUAUAUUAGUUUCAAUGUGACUAUGACACAACUAUCAACAACCCUGUCUCGCUGUGCCAAUGCCAUUGUUGGAUUUGCCGUUAUGUUUUUUAUUGUGUUUUUUGGGUAUGCUCAAUUAGGCUACCUUAUUUUUGGGACCCAGGUGGAAAGUUUUCACACUUUUGGCAAUUGCAUUUUUACACAGUUCAGGAUUAUUCUUGGAGAUUUUAAUUUUAGUGAGAUUGAAGAAGCAAACCACAUCCUUGGGCCUAUUUACUUCAUCACAUUUGUAUUCUGCUUAUUCUUUGUUUUGUUGAAUGUGUUUUUGGCCAUCAUUAAUGAUACCUAUUCUGAAGUCAAGGAUGAUAAAACAUUACAAAAAAUAGAUUUUGAUAUUUAUGAUGUGGCCAGAAAGGGUUACAAUAGUCUUCUUAUUAAAUUAAAUCUAAAAAAUCUACGAACCAAAGCUCAUCAAUCGCCUGGCUACAAAGAUGGCGGAGGAAGCCAAACAGCCCUACAGCAUGAUCUUGAGAGGAAUGAAGAUGAAGAGCUUGAUCUUACAGAAUCUAAAAAGAGGAUACAUCAUCGACAAAAGAUUUCAAAUCAAUAUUACUACAGAGAACCUGAGCAAGAGCCCACUAAUCCUCGCAAUCCCAUAAAGAAAUCCGAAAGACGAGUUACUGCUAAAGAAAACUUUCUUAUUAUGCGUAUAAAUCAACUGGAAGAGAGAAUGAAUGAUAUGUCAUCUCAAAUUGACUGGAUUAUGGAGAAGCUUGAGAAGCAAACAUCUGGGCAGAGUGGAAACCAGGCACCAUCCCAUGUUGCAAAGGUCAGAAGAUAA